GCGGAGCGCUGCUCGCACGUGGGGAGCGGUUAAACCGCAGCGGGGCGGAGGGAGACGGUGCGGGGCUGCCGGUGGACUCCGGGUACCUCCGCUCCUCCCGGGGGUGUGGGUGCAGGUGGCCAUGGAUGAGCAGAAGGCGGUGAUAAAGGACACGGACAUGUUGGAGGAGAUGCAGGAGCAGGCUGUGCAGUGUGCCGUUUUGGCCAUAGAGAAGUACAGCGUUGAAAGAGAAAUCGCUGCCCUUAUAAAGAGGGAGUUUGAGAAGAUGUACAGCCCCACUUGGCACUGCGUUGUAGGAAGGAAGUUUGGCAGCUAUGUGUCUCACGAGACCAAGCACUUCAUUUUCUUCCUGGUGCGUGGCCUCAAUGUGCUCCUGUUCAAGGCUGGGUAGCAGCUAUUGCUGGAAGCUGCAGUGCUGUGCAGGCUGCAGGUGACAGCACAGUGCUUCUGGGACGCUGUUGUGUUCGGCACGGGAAAAAAAAAAAGAAUAGUUAUUUGUUUUUAUUUCCGAA
Tympanuchus pallidicinctus (lesser prairie-chicken) is the source of this 512-nucleotide messenger RNA. Its product is annotated as dynein light chain 2, cytoplasmic-like. Gene Ontology annotation, biological process: microtubule-based process; cilium assembly. The record is from RefSeq and is a predicted model, not a curated record. Bases 122 to 391 code for a protein of 89 amino acids. Gene Ontology annotation, cellular component: cytoplasmic dynein complex. Lineage: Eukaryota; Metazoa; Chordata; Aves; Galliformes; Phasianidae. Gene Ontology annotation, molecular function: dynein intermediate chain binding; dynein light intermediate chain binding. The transcript has 2 exons.